Molecule: messenger RNA, 5539 nt
Organism: Pomacea canaliculata
Lineage: Eukaryota; Metazoa; Mollusca; Gastropoda; Architaenioglossa; Ampullariidae
Product: WD repeat-containing protein 49-like
Exons: 30
Coding region: 318-3785 (1155 amino acids)
Molecular function (GO): protein binding
Source: RefSeq, a predicted model, not a curated record
CAGUCUUUGUGCUUAGCAACUAAACGCUUCACAAAAUGGCUGCCACCGGGAGUCGGCAUUGUAAAGAAUGUUUUCAAACAUCAUGUAAACAACAAGUAUAAUGUUAUAACAAGUAUUGAAGAAAGUGUUUAACUGUUCGUUGAAAGUUGUGAAUAAGAACUGACAUUUCAUUAAACGUGGUUGUCAUAUGUGGUCUCUGAAAUGAAACGGAAAUCAUCGCUGCUGGUGCUGUCAGCUGUUGCUUUGGAAGAAGCCAAAGUUGUACUUGAUGUAAUGUUUUUCUAGGCCUGUUAAAAAUAUUCAGAAGUUCAACAGUCAUGUCAGGUUCGUCAAGUCCUGCACGAUUCGCUCGGGAACCACAAGCAGAAGUUGAGAGUCCUGCGCAUCGAGAGGAGAGGAAGCCACUUGGGCUUGACCAAAAGCUAGAAAACAGGCUAACCAUGAAAGAUCUGGAAAGACUGAAAAGUUCUUUUAUGGUGGAAGGCGAGGGCUAUGACAACCGGCUGAGUCUGAAUAGAGAUCAGUUUUGUGAGGCCCUUAGUCUCCUGCUCAAAAAAGGCUCUCGUGAAGAGUAUGGUGAGCUUUUUGACAAAAUUGAUGUCACACGAGAGGGCAUUGUGGAUUGGGACAAAUUUGCAUCCCAUAUGCUACUGGAGUUUUACGAACGAGAUGACCGUGUGAAAUCUACACAGGUGCCUCAGUGGAAAGACUUGAAAUCUCUGCCUAGCCCACACAAAGAAAUUAUCCAGAGAAUGACCUUCCUGAAAAAUACCAGUCGCUACAUUGCAAUAAGCAAGGAGGGUUGUGUCUCUAUGUGGGGCAUUGAUUUGAAGAUGCAGAGGAUGCUCAGGACUGGUACAGACUCUUGCAGAGCUCGGGACCUAUGGGUCACUCACUUUAUUCCACUGCAGAACAUCAACAAAAUAGCUCUUUCUUUUACCAGUAAAGAAAUUGCUAUCUAUGACCUGAGCAGCAAACUUGAGUUCAACUGCCAAUACAAAAUAGCGGAUCUCUUGUACACACCAUUGUGCCUUGACUACUGGUCUAAUCCUGACAAUGCAAAUGAAGCAGUUCUGGUGUGGGGAGAUCUGGGAGGUUUUGUCAAUAUCCUCUUUUUCAACUCUGCUAACAUAGCACUUUUUGAGCGACCCCCAGCACCUGCAGGAGAAAAACAAGCUUGGCAAGAACCAUGUCUAAAUGUUCAUCUGCACGAUAUUGUGAUUGGGAAGUACAAAAAUGCAGCUUACACCAGCUAUGAAGCACACAAAGAAAAUGGAAAGGGCGAGUGGGUUAGAGAAGUCCGGUACUCUCAUUAUCUGGAAUGCUUCAUCAGCUGUGCCACCACUUCACCCAAUGCUGUUGUUAUUGGCUGGAUGGAGAAACACAGCAGUGUCAACCAGAGUGUCACCUUGUCAAAGGGAGGAGAAUCCUCACGAAAGAAAGGCAUCCAGAGAAAAUCUGAGUUUCAAAUCUCACAGGGUGUUAACUCAUUUGACUACCACGAUGGUCUCAAUUUGAUUGCUACAGCUGGAGCAAACUGCCAUGUUUGCCUUUGGAACCCAUAUGUUGUCUCCAAACCUAAUGGUGUCCUGCGAGGCCAUAUGGCAAGUGUUAUCCAAGUGCAGUUUGUGAAGAAUCGUGGGCAGCUCAUCAGUUUCUCUAAAGACAAGGUUCUGCGAAUCUGGGAUGUGCAACUUCAGGUGUGCAUCCAGAGGCUGGCAGGAAUGUUUCCUAAAGGACCUGAGGUCUCAAGUGUACUCUUCUUUGACGAAGCUAAGGAUCGCAGUGGACUUGACCGCAACCGCCUCUUCAUUACCUUCAAUUACCAGAUAACUGUCCUCGACAUGAAAAUAGAAGUCAAGGAUCGCAUCAUGAGUCAUGAAAAGCCCAUCAUUGCAGUUCUUUACAACACAGUCUACAAUCAGCUGGUGAGUCUGUGUCAGGCCGGCACCCUUGUCAUGUGGAUGCCAGACACUGGUCAAAAGGUCAAGCAAUUCAGUCAGAUUCAUGGCAACUCGGAGGUCACAUGCAUGAGUCAGGACCAGAGCCAGUCACGGCUGUUCACAGGAAGCACCGAUGGAACUGUGAAGGUGUGGGAUUUCAAUGGCCACUGCUAUCACUUACUGGAAUGUGCAGGUGGGCAGCCAGCAGACGUUUGCCAGAUACUUUCUCUCAAACACAGCAUCUUGGUGGUGGGUUGGACCAAGUGCAUAACAGUGUUCAGAAACAGCAGUCUCCGAGAGUUUCACGUACAGCCUGCAGACUGGAAGGGAGGACAGGAGCAUGUUGAAGAUAUACUGAGUGUGGAUUUUAUUGGCCCCAGCACUCUCGCCAGUGGCUCUUAUGAUGGGGAAAUUAUUAUCUGGAACACCAACUCUGAGCAUGCCUCACGUCAUAUGAUGCAAAGAUCCCGCCGUGGUCUGAGAUCAAGAAGCAAAUCUUUUGCUUUGUCUAGAGAGCCAACUCAGGUUUCACAAACUACAUCAUAUGAGGAGAGAAUGAACACCUUCAGCGAAAAAGAAAUUUCUUCAUUAUCAAAGGUGACAUCCUCAAGGCGAUCUCGUGCCAUGUCAAAAGUAAGCCUGGACAGCAAUGAGGAGCAGAAUGAGUUUGGCUGGGCAGUGGUGAAGCUUAUCUUUCUGGAGGCACGGCGUGGAAAUUCGGCUGGGGGUGGGGCCAAUCUGGUUUCAUGUGGAGGAAAUGGAUGGGUCCGUUUCUGGAAUUCAUCUCACAACUCAUUGUUGGCAGAGUUUUUGGCACAUCAACAGUCUGGCAGCAUCAUCAUGGCAACAGACAAAAUGAACCAGUACCUUGUAACAGCAGACAUGGAUGGUCUUAUAAAGGUGUGGGACAUCUUAGAGUAUGCAACUUGCCAUGUGGAUGAGACCAUUGUAGAACUGCCGCCUCUGAAGUCCCAGUUCCAGCCUCACCAGGACAUGAUAAACAGCCUGGCAGUCUUUGAGAGGAGUGACCGAUAUCUUAUUGCCUCUGCUUCAUCAGAUUGCAGUGUGGCAUUGUGGGAUAUAUAUGGAAACAGGAUUGGCAUUUUUGGACAGGAGGAGCAUUGGAGAAUAGAGCCCUACAUGCCACCUCUUCAGCUUGAUGAAAAUGUGGAUUUUGAGAGAGAACGAGAAGUUACAGUUAAAGAUUUAAUGAUGGAUUCUGAUGAAGACAGCCAGUGGGAGCCUGAUGAAGCUGCCAUCAAUAACCCUGAAACAUAUCGGAUCAACACAUGGGAGAAAACAGUACUUGGCAAAGAUUACCAAGAACUUCGAGUGCAGAAGCGGGAACGGCGACAACCAAGUACUAUUCCAGACUUGCCUUAUCUACACUGGGAGAGAACUGGGGCUCCUCCUGCAGGACCAUACUCUGCUCUGGACACCAAAGAACUUGAGGCGGUACAGCAGCUUGUGAAGCCUGACCCCGACAAGUACUUCGCUCAACGUCCGGGCAGUCCGGGACUUGCACCUAAGUUACCAGCUCUGGGGGACACCAUCAGGGCCGCCUUCGACGAGAAGGCAUUGUUCCCGAGCUACAUCCUCGACUUCGAGCGGAACAUGAAGAACUACCACUCCAUGAUGCUGACCGGCGCUCAGAAACCCAAGAACACGCGGGCCAACCCACAGAACGUCAGCACGCCGGGAGGACAGGUAGCAGCCCCUGCCCCUCGGGUGGCGCCGUCUCCACGCAAGGGUGUGAAGGCCGUGGUGGCUGUCAAGAUGAAGGCCAUCCUGGGUCACACCAGCAGGAGUUCUGUGUCAACACACGGGGACAGCAGCAUGUAGACUGGGGUGGCAGGGUUAUUACACAUAUGAUAAUGCGUGCGUGUGUGUGUGUGUUUAUGACCAUAAUCAUGUUAUGAACGCGUUUUCGUAAUUUCCGAAACUGUGUAGUUAUUUUAUUUGUAAGACUCGGGGUUGGAGGUCGGUAGGGAACAGGUACGAGAAGCCCCAGCUCUUGAUUGAAUAUCAAAUCAAAUUCUUGUUUUUCCUUCGCCUAAGUGCUGCUGUACUUGCACUUUCGUCACCCAUUUUGACUGUCGUUUAUGAGACAUUAUUUGAACGAACCGUUUAAAUCUUGUUCCGCGAGAAUCAAUAGUUUUUUUUUUGUUGAGAAAAUGAUUGGGCAGGAUCGUCGAUAUUUUGCUUCUAGAAAAGCUCGUUGGAGUCAAGUAGCGCUUAGAAGUGAACACAAUUCACUCCUACCCCACCCCGAGUCAGAUUUAUUGUAUUUAAGAAUGUGCUUUGUAAACACGUUGGACUAACAGUGACGCAUUCUGCACUGUGGUCACCGCAGAGAGGCAGCCUUCUACUGGAGCAAUAUAGAACCUUGUAUCUAUAGACCUAGUAAGAUUGGAGCAGAUAACGAUAUUAUACUUUCUAUAUUUUACAUCGGCAGUAGGGCGAGUAGGUUGGCGACAAGCUGAUGUGACUGUAGCCUGUCAACAACAGACUGAGGUAAUGCUUCCAAGGAGUGUCCAACCAGUCAGAAAAAAAAUAUUCCUUCUUUUGUUGACCCAUGUUUGCCUGCCAUUCACAUGCUGCAUGCAACGUGUGUUUUUUUUUUUUUUUUAACGAAGUGCGUUCGAUAUUUGCAAAUGUUGAAAAGGAAAUUAUUUUGCAUUUCAUUUUUUUUUCUCAUGAAAGGUUUGAUUUUGAAUGCCGGGACAUUGAUCAGUCUUGUGUGAAAGAAGGUAUAUUGUAUACUCAUGACUGUAGUCACUUGUUGGGAUUGUUACAAAUUCUUUUCAGUUCAGAAAGAAACUGAACCUGAAAGCUCCACGCUAGCAGUUUUAUGUGUACCUUAAUUUGUUGUUAUUGACAAGUUCACGUCAACGUUGUUAGAGUGCCUUGACUGCCGGAUAUUUUAAGCUAUCUGAUCAAAAUGUCUCCAGCAGCGGGGCUUGAAAGUAAGAAGCUUUUGCUGGGAUGUAGUGAAGUUAUGGACGACGAAGAGGCCUAGAGGUACAGGCCAGUAUCUGCCUCACUACAGUGCAAGCAUGCAAUAUUUCAGGUCCUAAUUAUUCUGUUAUUUUUUGUAUUUGAUGUCCUUGUUUCAAGUGCCUUGGUCGUUUGGUGAUUAUAAUAUUCCUUAAACGGAUUCAUUUACGAACUACAAACGGUUGUUUGGGUUUAAUCACAAAUAUAUGUAUGUGAGAGAGAGAGACGUAUACUCCUGACGGCAGGUGUCAUUGCAAGAAGAUGUGUCCCACGAGACGAGGUCUGACGAGACAUCGCCGCCCUCAUUACAUUGGCGAGCGCGUUUACCUGUGUGUUGUGGAGACCGUCAGAUACAGACGUCAGACGUGAGAGUGCUGAUGUAUGGAGGGGUUGCGUUAGAAGUCUUCAAGCUGUAGCGGUCUUGAUUAUGAAGAGUUAUGUUUUACUACCCUUCCUCACUUUGCACUCUCUCCUCCGUAUCCAACUUUUAAAGUGAACGGCAAUAAAACGUUGAUUGUGUCAUCCGGCCAUAAACCGGUCUUGAAAGCUCGCCAAAAUUGUUAUAGCUGCAUGUGAGUGAAAUAAAGUUCACAACUGUU